AUGAAUAUGACUAAAUUGAAAGAGUCACCGCGUAAACUUCCGCCAUUCUCGCUUGAAGGCAAAUAUCCUACCAACUUUGAACGAGCGCUUUAUCAACUCAAAAAUGCUGUUUACAAUCGNAGCAAUGCAAUGGUUUUGGAUGGCAUGCAAAAGAUUUUCAUAUCGCUCAUUGCAGCUUACACACUCGUUUAUGUGAUUCGUUUCAUUCUGAAACGAACCUACUUCAGUUAUAAAGGAUUUCUUUUCGAAGAUAAACGCAAUCCAUCAUUUAAAACAAAACUCUGGGCGAUAUGCCACAAACUUCUCAGUUACACUUCACCAACACUGUGCACCAACGAUUCACUCUUGCCCAAUUUGCCAGUCCCAAAACUGAGCGAUACAAUAGCUCGGUAUUUGGAGAGCGUUGAAGGGAUUCUUUCAAAAGUUCGUUUACAUGAUUCUUCAUACACAUUCACACACAUACAGCAGCCAAUAUCCGAUACACAUUACUGA
Molecule: messenger RNA, 492 nt
Organism: Anisakis simplex (herring worm)
Lineage: Eukaryota; Metazoa; Nematoda; Chromadorea; Rhabditida; Anisakidae
Source: the annotation of a GenBank genome assembly